CCACCCCUCCUACUACGUACACUAAGUCUGGGCAAGGUCGCAGACUCCCACCCACCACCCGUGCCCGGGCCAACAACCCCCGUCAGUUGGUCCCUGUCGCUAGCAUAGGCUGGUCUGGUUUGGGCUUGACAAGCCGUGGCGGCGGUGUCUUCAAACAUGAUUGGCGUGUGGCCAUGGUGCCGCCUUAUCGAGCCUGUCAGAGGCUGAGAAGCUUUCCAAGACCCCUACCGGUAGCGAAAGAGAAAGAGAGAGAAGGAGAGGCCUUCCACCAGGAAACUCGCGUAUGUGGGAUUUGCCAUGCUUCUUGUAAUAGCGCAGCAGUCACGGCAUCCUUUCCUCCCCCACCGCUCAUCCUAGCAGGCGUGACACUGUCGCUGUCGCUGUCGCUGUCACCGUCGCUGUCACUGUUCCGAGAGCACCUUUGCCUCGGGGAGGUGGGGGUUCGGUGUGAUGUCUUGUCUGCCAGUCAGUCAAUUUUCGCAGACGCGGGCGUAUCGUGUUGCCUGUAUGUGCAUGUGUCUGUGUGCGACCCGAUGCAUCUUUCACACAUGCGCUCUCAACCACUGGCAUCAACAGAAAGUGUAGAUAAAGAUAUAGUGCAGGGCAAGGAUAGGAUGGGGGGGGGAUAGCCAAC
Messenger RNA from Colletotrichum navitas, 634 nucleotides. RefSeq lists its product as uncharacterized. NCBI's taxonomy places the organism in Eukaryota, Fungi, Ascomycota, Sordariomycetes, Glomerellales, Glomerellaceae. The record is from RefSeq and is a predicted model, not a curated record. Bases 174 to 629 code for a protein of 151 amino acids. The transcript has a single exon.